Messenger RNA from Carassius auratus (goldfish), 3619 nucleotides. RefSeq names its product integral membrane protein GPR155-like. Gene Ontology annotation, biological process: transmembrane transport; intracellular signal transduction; negative regulation of BMP signaling pathway. Bases 213 to 2621 code for a protein of 802 amino acids. Gene Ontology annotation, cellular component: membrane. NCBI's taxonomy places the organism in Eukaryota, Metazoa, Chordata, Actinopteri, Cypriniformes, Cyprinidae. The record is from RefSeq and is a predicted model, not a curated record. The transcript has 16 exons.
CAGCGAUAACAGACACAUGUUUCCAGCAGAGUCGAGGCGGAAGAGCUGUCAUGGAGCUGAGUUCAUUGCUCAAAGUCAUCUGAAUGAGACAGAAUGAGUGAAAGUGUGUUUGUGUGUUUCUCACACACUAGAUCGGAUUUACAGGAAUCAGCUGAGCCGAGUGUUUUGGUAGUUGUCUGCUGGGUUAUGAGCGGCCAGCGGUCAGCCUGAAGAUGGGUCAUCUCUCACUUAAUAUCUCCAUCUUCAGCAGCAGGAAUGGAUCUGACCCCCCCUCCGUCCCCCCCUGUAUGUCCAUCGACAAGCUCCUUCCAGCCCUGCUCGAGUGUUUCGGGAUCAUUCUCUGCGGAUACAUCGCAGGCCGUACAAACAUCAUCCCAGCUACACAAGCUAAAGGACUGGGCAGCUUCGUGUCCAAGUUCGCACUUCCCGCUCUGCUCUUCAAAAACAUGGUGCUGCUGGACUUUGGCGAUGUAAUCUGGCCGUUUUUCUUUAGUAUUUUGGUGGCUAAAGUGUCUGUGUUCUUCUUUGUGUGUGUCCUCACACUGUUGGUGGCGGACAGAGAGAGCCGUUUCUCCAAAGCUGGCCUCUUCUCCAUAUUUGCCACACAGAGUAAUGACUUUGCUCUGGGGUUCCCUAUAGUUGAAGCUCUGUACCGAAACACUCAUCCUGAGUAUCUGCAGUACAUCUACCUGGUGGCCCCCGUCUCCCUCAUGGUCCUGAACCCGCUAGGCUUUGCUCUCUGUGAGGUGCAGAGGCGGAGGACAGGGGAACCUCAGCCGCAGAGGAAGCUGGAGGUGCUGGGUUCGGUGCUCCUUCAGGUGGUCAAGAACCCUAUCGUCUUCAUGGUGGUGAUCGGGCUCGUUUCUCACUUCCUGCUGGGCCAGAAGAUCCCGGCCUUCAUGCAGGAGUUUGUAGAUGGUCUGGCGAACUCAUUCGGAGGAGCAGCGCUGUUUUAUUUGGGUCUGACCAUGGUGGGGCAGCUGAAAAAGCUCACCCGCUCCACUGUGGUGGCACUUAUUCUCCUCAUCACGGCAAAACUGCUGGUGAUGCCUCUGAUCUGUAGAGGGAUGGUUGAGGUCUUGGACCGUGGAAGCAGGAGCUUGUUGAACCACACCAGUCUGUCAAACUACGCUUUCCUGUAUGGAGUCUUCCCCACGGCCCCGAGUGUGGCCAUAUAUGCAUCACAUUACAACAUGGAGCUCGAAGUGGUGACCUCAGGGAUGGUGAUCGGCACGUUUCUGUCUGCUCCCAUCAUGUUUGUGUCGGCCUGGCUGUUGACCAUCCCGUGGAUGGACUCGGAUCCACUAGCGUCAGCGCUGCAGCACGUCAGCUUCAACAUCAGCAUCAUCAGCCUCUUUGCAUUGGUGUGGAGUGUUGCAGUCAUGCUACUGAGCAGAAAAUUUCACAGAAUUCCUCACAUUUUCACCAUUAAUCUCUUUGUGGCGCAGCUAUUAGCCUGUGUUGGGAUGAUAGCGUGGAAAUUCAUGGCGGAGCAGGACAACUUCCUGGGUCAGGUGUUGACCUUUACUCUACUGUACGGCUCUCUCUACAGCACCUAUAUUUGGCCUGGUCUGAUCGCUCUGUCUCUGCUCUUCGUGAGGAGACGUGAGGAGGUGAACUUCAGGCCAGGGCUCACUGUGAUCACUGGCUGGGGUGUCCCAGUUCUGGCUGUGAGUGUCCUCCUCCUAACAGGGGAAAGAUUACCAAACACUAUCGACUCUGCAUUCUUUUAUGGAAAGACACAGGUGACGUGCACGUCUGUGGUGUUAUUCGGGAGCAUUGUGUUGUGUGGCGUCUCGCUCACACUACUCAGCAGACGAACUCAAGACUAUCACAGCCUUGAACGUGGAUCGCUGUCGGACAGCGAGGAGGACACACACACAGAUAUAGGCAGCAUCAACACAGACUGUCAGAUGUGCGAGUGUGUGUGUGGCCCUCUGCAGUCCGUCCCUGACACGACAAGCACCAGAGAGGAAACACCUAUCCAAACAGGUCAGUGUAGCCAGCAGUGUGCGUCCACCAGCUGUCUGCUGGUCGAAGAGGAACAGAGAGAGGCAGACAGACAGAACACAGACAUACAGUCGACAAGACAUGUGCUUGUGUGUCUGUUACUGACCGUCAGUCUGCUCGCUAAUCUCUCCAGCUGUCUGUGGUGGCUCUUUAAUAAAGAUCCAGGCCGGCUGUAUCUGGAGCUGCAGUUCUUCUGUGUCGUGGCUAACUUUGGGCAGGGUCUCAUUUCAUUUGCCUUUUUCGGCCUUGACAAGCAUUUGAUUAUUUCUCCAUUCAGAAAGAGGUUAGCGAGCCUGUGGCAGGGCUGGGGUCAGGAGGUCACCGGCUCUGCAGCGUCCGAGGAGAUCAGACUGACCUGUACUCAGUUCCUCACAUAUCAUAAGGAGCAGUGUGUCAGAGACAUCGUUCACAAAAAAAGGUGUGGAGAGAGCAGCAGCACAGAGACGUUUCUGGGCAGUGAUCUGGUGCGCUGGCUGCAGAGCGUGGGGUUGUCCCGCGCCCCGGACGAGGCUCUGGCGUACGGCUGUCGUCUGCUGGAGGGAGGAGUCAUCCAACACAUCUCUCUCCAGCACGGCUUCCAGGAUCAAGCCCUGCACUACCGCUUCACCUAGAGGCUGACACACGCACAGUUCACUGAACUAGUUGUUCUACUGAUACUAUAGCAAUAGUCAGAUGUGGAAGUAGUUAGUUAUAUGAGGUCUUGAGAACUUUAGCUACCUCACACAGACCAGGGUGACUGGAAAUCCUGGCCAUCUCUUUUAGUUUAUUUCAUUAUUAUAGUCAUUAAUAUAUAUAUUAUUAGUAUUAUUGAAGUGUCUGACAUAUUCAUUUAACUGUUGCUGCAGUUUCGUAAUCAGAUUAUUAUUAUUUGUUUUACAUUAUUAUUAUUAUGUGGACAGUUAGUUUUUUUUUAUUUUAUUUAAGUCAUGCCAACUUACAGUUCCCACAAUAAAACAUUUCCCCCGGAUGAAUCCUUCCGGACUGAUUAACUUCAAUGAAAGUGUUUAUUGACUGCAUGGGACAUUUGUGCUUCACACAAAGAAUAUAUUUAGGCUUUUUAUAAUAAUUUUAUAAUAAUACAUUUAUGUAAUUCAGAGGUGAAUAUACCCAGCCCCCAAAAAACUAAACAUUUGAGCUUAUCCUUUAAAUGAAAGUACUAUUCUGUAUGUACAUGUUACAGUACAUUAUAGUAUAAUAACUGGGAGAAUAACUUAGCUUAUACUUCCCAGUACUUUAUUUGGGAAGUACACCAUAAGUGCAUAUACUGUAAAAUAAAGUGCAAUCCAUUUAAUAAACAAAACUGUAAUAGAAUUAUUGUUUUUUUGACAACAAACAGUGUAUGUGUGACUACUAAAGGAACAAUACCAAAGACAAAAUGGUUCAAAACGCAGUCACAUCUCCAUUAUUUUUGUAGCGUAAUUCCAAGUGAUUCAUUAUCUUCACAGAAUUGAUUGGGUUCCUCUCAUAUCCACAUGAGUGAGGGCGCCAGAUAUUCGUUGGGUUUCCCUCUGGAUUAUAAACACACUUCCAACACUGUGGUGAUUUAUCAGUAUUGAGUUGGUCUCUGAAACCUGAAUUCAGUGAAACAACAAUAAAGACUUGCUCAUUG